Penicillium manginii is the source of this 855-nucleotide messenger RNA. Its product is annotated as extracellular dihydrogeodin oxidase/laccase. Bases 1 to 855 code for a protein of 284 amino acids. The transcript is spliced from 2 exons. The record is from RefSeq and is a predicted model, not a curated record. NCBI's taxonomy places the organism in Eukaryota, Fungi, Ascomycota, Eurotiomycetes, Eurotiales, Aspergillaceae. Gene Ontology annotation, molecular function: oxidoreductase activity.
AUGAGCAUAAUUCUGAAGAUGAAGCUCUCAAUCGCCGCAUCAUUAGCUUUUUCGGUUUUUAUUGGCUCUAUCUAUGCUUCUCAAUCUGAUUCGAAGGCGAAACAUACAAUUACUUGCCCAGAGAUACUUCCUUUGAAUGAUACGAGAGGUCCAUGUCAUAUUGAAUCUCCUUGUCGAGGGAACUCCCCAAAUACCCGGACAUCGUGGUGCUGUCGCAACAUCCACACGGACUAUGAGUUGGAUUGGCCGGAUACAGGCGUUACGCGCGAAUAUGAGUCUGUGGUGGGGAACCAUCACCAUCGACCAGACGGCCAUGACCGUGCCACUAUUGCCGUCAAUGGAAAAAUACCCGGACCACCAAAUUUUGCUGACUGGGGUGACUGGGUCAUCGUUCACGUCCGCAACAAUCUAACUGCAGAGACUAAUGGCGUGGAGGCUGGGGUUUCGAUUCACUGGCAUGGCAUUUUAAUCCCCAGUGACUGGACUCAUAGCCCUUCAUCACAGGCUUACGACACAAUUCAAACGUUUGGUCCUCAAGAAUUGGCCAACUGCUUACUGAAUGGAACGAACAUUUGGUCUCCCGCAGAGGAUACAAAUGAAUGUAGCUUUCAGGAUGUCUCUCAGCCAAACCACCUGCUUCCUUCCUGCUUUCUUAAGAGGGAUAAAGACUCAUCAUCCGUGACUAUUGGAGAUCGCUUUAAUAUGACGAUGGAAUUCGGAAAGUCUUACCGUAUACGGCUUAUCAAUGCCGCUAUUGAUAACCAGUUUCGGUUCCUGAUUGAAGGACAUGACAUGACUGUCAUUGCAAUGGAUCUACUAGAGGCACAGGAUGAGGAUACUCGCAUGAGAGACUGA